Nerophis ophidion (straightnose pipefish) is the source of this 2177-nucleotide messenger RNA. RefSeq names its product TNF superfamily member 12 (gene tnfsf12). The coding region runs from base 279 to 1019 and encodes 246 amino acids. Gene Ontology annotation, molecular function: receptor ligand activity; tumor necrosis factor receptor binding. Gene Ontology annotation, biological process: immune response. Lineage: Eukaryota; Metazoa; Chordata; Actinopteri; Syngnathiformes; Syngnathidae. Gene Ontology annotation, cellular component: membrane. The transcript has 6 exons. The record is from RefSeq and is a predicted model, not a curated record.
UUUUUUUUAAAGUUGAUUGGGGGGGAAGAAUAAGAAAGGGAAAAAAGUGCAGAGACACAAGAGGGGAGGAAAGGCUCUGAGCAUCAGAGCUCAGCUGGAGCCCCCCUGGCCCCCCUCUACGGUCGUGCAGCCCCCAGCAGGACGAGGACGGCGGCAGACUGAAGGAUGCAACAGUUGCUGCAGGACAUCAGCAGCAUGUCCGUCCAAUUAGCCAGCGCUGGUCUUCAUUAACGAGCUGGAAUGGAUCCGAGGAGUCGCUCGGGGGUGAUCGGCGCACCAUGAGCAUGCAUCGCGUCGUGCACAGGAGGCGCAGGCUGCGGGCUCUGUGGGCUUCUCUGGCCCUGCUGGCUCUCUCCGUGGCCGCCUGCAGCGCGCUCUUCACGGCGUGGACCUGGCGUCAGACGCGGGACCUGUCCCAGUCCUUCCACAUCCUCCAGGACCGCCUGGAGCAGGUCAACAGGCAGAGGAAGGCCAUUGUGCAGCUCAUUCUGGAGAAGAGAGAGCUGCUGGUUGGACAGAGAGUCAAGAGAGAUGGGGGGACGCUACGCGGGAAGAAUGGAAACGGGAAGAAAGCGGCGUCUCAUUUCGAGAUCACCAGAGUGUCCUCUCAGCAAGUGGGCGAAGGAGGCGUGAUUAAAGGCUGGGAGGAGCGGGUGCUGAAUAUGAGCAAAGCAGUGAGGUACAACAAGGAGGAGGGCACCUUUAUUGUGGAGAAAGCAGGCGUCUACUUCCUCUUCUGUCAGGUUCUCUUCAACGAGCAGGAGUCUCAGUACGUCAAGCUGGACGUGGUGACCAGUGGCGGGAGGCCUCAGAAGCUGCAGUGCAUGGAAGGCUACGGGACCACCCCCUCGGCCGGGCCGCACCCCUCCCACUUCCUGAAGCCGUGCCAGGUGUCGGGCCUGCUGCGUCUGGACAAGGGCACGGAGUUGCACGCCAUGACGGGCCCGUCGUUCCGCCUGCACACGGUGGGCAACCCCUCGGCCUCGCCUCACGUCUUCAGCAUCUUCAAAGUCAACUGAGACGAGACGGUUGCCAGUGCGCGGGGACGAUCGUUUGUUCCCACCCCUCUAACCCCCAGAGGAAAAACUCCCGGUGCCACGGCGGUUGCGGCGUGGCAUCCUCCCGCCACCCCUUCCCGAAGACGCUCAUUUGAAAGACAAACCUGACAUUUGUGGAAGUUGUUGUGGACUCUGGAAAAAGCGCUGGUGUUUUGGAAAGGCCGCGCACAGACGCUGGACUGGAAGCGAGCGCUCCGGCCGAGGGACACAGACCGGAUGGAAGCUAAUCUUCCUGGGAUUUCUAUCUUCGCCGUAUCCUGUCGUAAAUUCUUCUUCAUUCAGCCAACAGACGAGCUGUGCUUGCACCUUCAAACAUGACAAGAACAUGUCUUUUUUGUAUUUGCUACUAUUUGUCGUAUUUAACCAAUACCAGCAUGAGUGUGAGGACCCGCAGAAAAAAAACAUCAAGGACCAUCGACCAAUACCACUUUUAGCCUUAUGAAGCCUAAUCAAUAUAUUUAGCAUGAAUUGGCCACACUGAGGAUGUGUAUGCACUACCCUGGGCCGGAAUAAUAUGAACAAAAUCAAUCAAAAUAAUGAAUUUAGAAAUGUCAAAGUGCAAUCUGCAUGUCCAAGCUUGUAGAAAUUACCAAAAAAGGCAUGCAUUCCAGUGCCUUCGGCGUUGUGGGCUUGCCAGCAUUAGCAUGUAGUGACACAGCAGGCUUGUAUCCUCUCCAUGCUAACAAAGAGUCAACAUUCUGCACUUUCAAACGUCAAAAUGUGCCAGCACGUAAAAGCAGCAUGGCAUUUACAACGCAAACAUCUAAUGAAGUGGCACGUCUUGUGUAAUAUUGUGUCUUCUUUCUUGCACAAAACAAAUGUUAUUUCGAGCUGUGGUUUUGUGAACUCCCACUCUUGUUUAUAAGUAGUUUUGUGGUUUGUGGCGUUCAGCACUUUACUGCAGCAGACCGAGUGCGCUGAAGAACCAGCGUCCAAUGGAACAGAACACGGCACACUUUGAUUGCCUCAUCAGACAUUCUGCAUCUCACACACACACACACACACACACACACACACACACACACACACACACACACACACACACACACACACACACACACACACACACACACACACACACACACACACACACACACACACACACACACACACACACAA